This is a messenger RNA of Impatiens glandulifera, 2218 nucleotides long. RefSeq names its product histone deacetylase 5. Gene Ontology annotation, cellular component: histone deacetylase complex. Gene Ontology annotation, molecular function: histone deacetylase activity. Gene Ontology annotation, biological process: chromatin organization. The record is from RefSeq and is a predicted model, not a curated record. Lineage: Eukaryota; Viridiplantae; Streptophyta; Magnoliopsida; Ericales; Balsaminaceae. The transcript is spliced from 14 exons. The coding region runs from base 69 to 2069 and encodes 666 amino acids.
GUGAAAUCACGACGACGACGACUAAAGCGAAAGGCAAAGCGAUACAGAGAAGGUGUAAAGACACAUCAAUGGAAUCGUCGUCGAACGGAAGAGAUAACGACGGCGGCGCCGGCGGAGACGAUGGCGUCGUCGUCGUCGGAGGACCUCGUGUUGGAUUGAUAUACGACGAAAGGAUGUGUAGUCAUUUCACGACUGAUCGUACUCAUCCCGAGAAACCAAAUCGCAUUCGCGCCAUCUGGCAAGAACUUCAAUCCUCCGGCAUUACUAACAGAUGCAUAUUUGUUAGUGCAAAAAAAGCAGAGGAUAAACAUAUAUCUCCACUUCACACCAAAGAGCAUAUCGACUUGGUCAAGAACAUAAGCUCCAAGCGUCGCGCUCAAAGAGAAAGUGUUGCCAAUCGUUUAAAUUCUAUAUAUUUCAAUGAAGGCUCCUCUGAAUCUGCAUAUCUUGCUGCUGGUUCUGUCAUAGAGGUUGCUGAGAAAGUUGCCAAGGGUGAACUGAAUUCGGCAUUUGCUAUUGUUAGACCUCCAGGACAUCAUGCAGAGAAAAGUGAACCCAUGGGGUUCUGUUUGUUCAACAAUGUUGCGAUUGCGACAAAGUACCUAUUGGAUGAAAGACCAGACUUGGGGAUUAAGAAAAUAUUAAUAGUUGAUUGGGAUGUACAUCAUGGUAAUGGUACUCAGAAAAUGUUCUGGAAGGAUCCUCGAGUAUUAUUCUUCUCUGUGCACAGGUACGAUUCUGGAGCAUUCUAUCCAUGUUCAGAUGAUGGUUCCCAUCUAAUGAUUGGAGAAGGACCAGGUGAAGGUUAUAAUAUCAAUGUUCCAUGGGAAAAUGGUCGUACUUUUCCUUGUGAAGAUGCAGACUACAUAGCAGCUUGGGACCAUGUGUUGAUUCCUGUGGCUCGGGAAUUUAAGCCAGAUAUUAUCAUGAUUUCUGCUGGAUUUGAUGCAGCUCUUGGUGAUCCUCUUGGUGGAUGUCGUGUGACACCAUAUGGAUAUUCUGUCUUGUUAAAGAAGUUGAUGGAGUUUGCUGAUGGUAAGAUUGUGAUGGCCUUAGAGGGAGGUUAUAAUUUUAAUUCUUUAGCAAAGUCAGUAAAGGCAUGUGUAGAAGUACUGUUGGAGGAUAAUCACCGUGUUGAGUUACUGGAGGAUAAUCCAUAUGAUUCCACAUGGGAAGUAAUAAAACAGGUCCGUGAAAAACUGAAAUCAUUUUGGCCAGUACUUGCUGGCAAGUUACCCGAGGUAGAUAAUACUACAAGAAGAAGGAAUCCUCCAAUUAUUGAGUCCUCGAGCUCUGAAUCUGAACAUGAUGAUACUAGUUGGUGCUUAUUAACUACAUUUGAAGAAAUUGUGCGGCCACUUUCUGAGCUGACAGUUAGUGAUGGCAAAGUAAAUAAUUGGCGAACAGAACUUUCAAAAGUUGAUAUUUGGUAUGCUACCUAUGGAUCAAAUAUGCUUAUGUCAAGGUUCCUUUGCUACAUCCAAGGUGGACAGGUGGAAGGCAUGAAAAGGGCAUGUGCUGGUUCAGUUGAUAAAAGCCUACCAAGGGAGAUUAUGUGGAAGACCGUCCCUCAUCGUUUGUUCUUUGGCCGUGAUGAAACAAAAACCUGGGGUCCGGGAGGGGUUGCAUUCCUCAAUCCUGAAUCUGACCUCGGGGAGAAAGCACACAUUCUUCUUUAUCGGAUUACGCUUGAGCAGUUCAAUGAUGUGCUGUUUCAGGAGAAUGUUUCAGACUAUGACAUGAGCUCUCCUCCUUUUGAUCUGACUCAUUUAGAUUUGAUUCAUGAUACGAAGUCCAUCUCCUUGCAUCUUUUCCAGAGUGGCUGGUACCAUAAUGUUGUGUUCAUGGGGUAUGAAAAUGGCCUCCCAAUACUGACAAUGACAUGCAGUGAUUCUGAUGUUGAAGGCUUCAAAACUGGGAAAUUACCCUUAAAUGCACCUGCUAAAGAAUAUGAAAACACCUUACUUAAGGGGCUGAUGGAAGAUAAAUACCUUUCCCAGGAGGAUGCCAUUGCUUACUUAGGAGAUGCUUCAACUAAGCCAUUCUUAUCUUCCAAAUCUUCCAAAUAGUUUUACGAUAUAAUCAAGGUAACCGGUAUUGUAGCUAUUGAAUGCAAUUAAUAUACACUCUAGUAGAGUUCUAUAGACCUAAAAACAAUGCGAUUAAUAUGACAUAAGCUUGUGGAAAAUCUUGUUUUGUUUUUUCUUUUUAAGCAUAA